AUGAUUCUUCGCCAUAUAUGGUUGAUGCCAGUGCUGUCAGUGGCCUUUACAUUGGCUGGAAUGUUUAGCGGGUAUAUCAUCGGGAUUAUUAGCAAACAUUACCCUCCACUUCUUCCUUUGAUCAGUGAUGGUGGAGCAUACGAACCUGAAGCUGCUGUUUUUGGACAACUUCUCAACAUUGCCAGUUUUCUGUAUAUCAUCACCGUCUACGUAAUACAUUUGCAAAUUUUUGAAUAUUAUGGACAUUAUCAAAAAUUCAAAAGAACGAAAUGGUGGUACGGAUCUCAAGUGUUGAUGUAUACGGGUUAUACAAGUGCCUUUGGACUGAUGUUGGUCGCAAACUUUCGAUACACCGAAAUAGGUACAGUACACCAAAUUGGCGCACUAUUGGGCUUCUUCACCAUGGUGCUAUAUGGAUGGGGUCAUGUAAUCUUCGCCUAUACGGUCAACCCACGACUCAUAUCAUUGCUGCUUUGUCAUUUUCGAUUGCUUAUCAUGAUCGUCACCACUGGCUGCUUGAUCGUUCAAAAUGUGGCUGGUUACUCAAAUAUAUUCGAUGCUAAAGGUGCCGGCGCUUUUCCCGGCUUCAACAAAAUCGACCGUUCCCAACAGUCACCGUUCUAUAAAAGGUUGAUAGCCGCAACAACCACAGAAUGGGGAAUGGUUCUGGCUAUGCAACUAUUCAUUCUGACAUUUGUGGCCGAGUUACGAAUGAUUCAUAUUCAAGCGCCUCGUGUGAUCAUAGUUAGGGAUCGUAAGGACGGAGAAAUAGGUUAA
This is a messenger RNA of Cylicocyclus nassatus, 777 nucleotides long. NCBI's taxonomy places the organism in Eukaryota, Metazoa, Nematoda, Chromadorea, Rhabditida, Strongylidae. The record is from the annotation of a GenBank genome assembly.